ACUUUGGGCGCUUACUCGGUUGUUGUCCGAAAUCUCAAUAAUUAUCGUCCAUGUGUGAUCCUGAGGGGAUUAAGUCAUUUCUGUACACUUUCUUGCAAACUAAGAAACGCAUAGCACCGGAGUAUACUUUCAUUGAGAAGCCCGUCGGUCGGAAUAAGGUUAGGUUUCUUUGUGAGGUAAGUAGAGUUCUCUCCCUGUACCUAGUUAUAGGCUCGGGCUGAUGGCUACAAUUACGUUGGAAUAGGAAAUUCUACAACAAAAAAAGAAGCUCAAACGAAUGCAGCUAGAGACUUUGUUAACUACCUUGUUCGUGAAGGUGAAAUCCCUGCAUCUUCCGUUCCAACAAUACAACCUGGGAAUGUCGUAUAUCCGGAAUCUGCAAGCACAUCUACAUCUGAAAACUUUGGGCAAAGUUCUCAACAAGGAAAUUCGUUAGGUUCUGGUGGUAGCUACAUCAGUAGCAUAUACGACCAAAAGAAGUUGGAAGAGGUAGUGUUUGUAUAACUUCAUAUUCUUUGUGUUAAGGCAGAAGAGGUGGAUUUAACUUCUGAUUUGCAUGGUGGUUGGUCUAUGGAAAACGCCAAGGCACGUCUAAAUGAAUACUUACAAGCAACUCGCCAGCAAGUGGGCCAAGUGAAAUAUACUUCAGUCGGUCCAGAUCAUAGCAGGUAAGACAGCGCCAUAUGGUGCUAUUUGUGUAAAUGUAUUAAGUCGAUAUAUUAGCUCGCAGUUAUGACUCUUGUGACAUCAUAUAUUUAUACAUAGUGGCCAGGCGGACAGGAACGCUGGGUGACAUAAGGAGCAUUCAGUGCCCUGAUCGCUUCUCCACUCAAUUUCGCUUAUAUUUUAACGAAUUGAGUGGUCUUGGCGAUCAGUUGGCUCUGAGUGCUAAUAAAAUGAUACAUUCAUUUGUUUACAGCUUGUAUUCUUGGCCUUCGUAAUCAUCGUUCAACCGCAAGUUCAGUCGUAGUAGGUAAGUUCUUUUUGCUACAGGAUAAUUCACCUAAUUAUGCUAAAUUAGUUACUCCAAAUUAACAUAAAGUUUCUUUUAAAAUGUCCAAAUAAACGCAUUACUUUGAAUCAACUGUUUAAAAUGCUUACAGGAGUUACAUAGCGGAGAUGACUGUCUUGGCGAAAAAUCUUCGGAAAACCCUGUACGCUCGGGAGGCGGGAUCAAACAAACAACUAGCAUCUCGUGCUUGUUGCCUAUCAUUGGUUCGGCAGCUCUUUCAUGCAGGCGAAUUGGAAGCAUAUACUGGCGAAAGACGAAAAAAGAAGCACAGUGAGGUUGCAGUGCAUGAUGUCAAUUUGAAUUCAAAAGUUGAAGAAAAUUUAACCGAUGUGUUGGAAAAUUUGGGUCUUCCCGUUAAUUUGAAACCUACAAGUCUCCCACCAGAUCAAGCUUAUAAUAUGAUUACCAAUUACAACUUGGUAGACUUUGGUGAUGCUCCUAAACAACAACCCCAGUUGGUCGCUUGGUGUCCACCACUCCCUAACUGGAAUCCAUGGACUGCUUGCAAUAUCGAUGAAGGUCCAGAGGCUACUCAACCAUUACCUCAUAUUAGCGCUAACUUGGCUGACGAACGGUUACGUCGACUUGAUAGCGACCCUCAGUUGCGGUCAUUAAUGGAUGAGCGUGCUCAGUUACCCGUGAAUCCUUACAGGGCUUCAAUACUAGAAGCCGUUAGACGGAAUAAAGUGACAAUUAUUCGUGGCGAAACCGGAUGUGGCAAGACCACUCAGAUUCCUCAGUUCAUUUUGGACUCGUAUUUAGAAUCGGGAAUAGGUGCCGAAUGUUCUAUUCUGGUAACACAACCACGACGUAUAUCUGCUAUAAGCCUUGCCGAACGCAUCGCUUAUGAGAGAGGCGAAACUGUGGGAACGUCUGUUGGAUAUUGUGUUCGUUUUGAGACCGUUUAUCCUCGUCCGUACGGGUCUAUCUUGUUUUGCACUGUUGGGACAAUGGCACGCAAAAUGGAAGGAGGUCUUCGAGGAGUGUCUCAUGUUAUUGUUGAUGAAAUACAUGAGAGAGACGUUAAUACAGAUUUCAUGCUCAUAUUACUGCGCGAAAUGAUAAGAGCAAACAGAAAUCUCCGACUUGUUCUUAUGUCUGCUACCAUUGACAUAACUAUGUUCAGCGAAUACUUUGGCGAUUGUAUGGUUUUGGACAUCGAGGGUCGUACACACCCUGUUGAGUAUUACUUCCUAGAAGACUGUGUAAAGAUGGUUAACUUCGUCCCUCCACCUGCUGAUGAGAAAAAACGGAAGCACCGCCAAGAGUUAGAAAAUGCGACUGAUUACGCUGAAGAAAAUUGCAACUUGAAGUGUGAUCCUAUUUACGGGGAGGCGGUGGUUCGUUCCAUGGGCGAAAUGAUCGAAAAGGAGGUUCCUUUUGAACUUGUGGGUGCGCUUUUGGAUAAGAUCAUAGGUAUGAAUAUUCCCGGCGCUGUUCUUAUCUUCCUUCCUGGUUGGAAUAUCAUUAGUCUUUUGCGAAAGUAUUUACAGUCUCAUUCGAGAUAUGGAAGUCCCAGCUAUGUUAUUCUGCCGCUACAUUCUCAGAUUCCUAGGGAAGACCAACGCCUAGUUUUUCGUUCCACUCCUUCUGGUGUUAGAAAAAUUGUGUUGGCAACUAACAUAGCUGAAUCAUCUAUCACAAUCAAUGAUGUUGUCUUUGUGAUAGAUUUCUGCUUAUCACGCACGAAGCUUUUCACUGCUCGUAACAAUCUGACGUCAUAUUCUACUUCAUGGGCAAGCAAAACAAACCUGGAACAACGGCGAGGCAGAGCUGGUCGAGUUCGUCCAGGAUUCGCUUUUCAUCUUUGUAGUCGUGCUCGCUUUGAUCGUUUAGAACAGCAUGCUACUCCGGAGAUUCUGCGUACUCCGUUACACGAACUGGCAUUACUCAUAAAGCUUUUGCGUCUUGGUUCUGUUAGAGACUUUUUAAUGAAGGCUUUACAACCACCACCACUCGACGCAGUUAUUGAAGCAGAACAUACAUUAAAAGAGAUGAAGGCGUUGGAUAAAAAUGAUGAACUAACUCCUCUGGGAUUUAUUCUUGCUCGACUUCCAAUCGAACCACGUUUGGGGAAAAUGUUAAUAUUUGCUUGUGUCUUUAAUCUGGGUGGAGCAGCUGCUGUUCUCACAUCUACUGCAAGUCUUGGAUGUGAUCCAUUUUUAUUGCCUCCGGAUCAUAGGAGACUCACAAAUCAGCAACGGUCAUUUGCAGCUGGCUACUCAAGUGAUCAUUUGGCUGGUUUGAAUGUUUUUCAAGAGUGGACGACUGAACGUACUCGUCGAGGUGAUGAGUCAGCAGAUUUAUUUUGUGAUCAACAUGGUUUCAAUAGCUCUGCGUUAAGAGUUAUUGAUGAUGCUGCAAACCAACUUAGAGCUAUUCUCAUUAACUUGGGUUUCCCAGAAGAGUCACUGUCGGAUGCACCGGUUAAUUUUAAUUUGAAACACAAUAUCGAUUGCGAUAUACUUAGUACUUUACUUGUGUCUGGAUUGUAUCCAAAUAUCUGUUUUCAUUCAGAUAAACGCAAAUUACUAACAACUGAAGGUACUUUAGCACUUAUACACAAAAGUUCUGUCAAUUGCAUGAAGGAUAUCAAGUUCACUCAUCCAUUUUUUGUUUUCGAUGAAAAAAUUCGUACUCAGGCCGUUUCGUGUAAAGGUCUUUCAAUGGUGAAUCCAAUUCAGCUAAUGCUUUUUGGCUGCCGCUCUGCUAUCUGGAAAUCUGAUGAUUCUAAUGAUAAAGGAAUAGUCGUUAUUGAUGAUUGGAUUCCUUUCCGUAUGAGCUUCAUGACUGCUGCCCGAAUUUUCGCCUUUCGUCCAGCAUUGGAGGCAUUACUUGUCCGUACUUGCCUACGACCAGAAGGUGUUGCCGAUCUUCGAGAAGAAGAUCAGCAUGUUAUUAAUGUGUUGCGUCAACUAUGUUCGCCAGAAGCAUUAAAACCAAAUGCUAGUUUUGAUGAGGCAAAUAACUUCGAUUCUCCGCCGAGAAAACGGUUCGCUACAUCCAGUAAUUGUCCGUUACUCUCGGGUCGGUCGCAUCGAAAUAAAGGGUAUGAAAAUUCAUACUCGGAAAAACAAGGUUUUGGACGCUAUACUAAUUGUCCUAAUCGUCCUACUGACCCAGAACAGGUGCAUGAUAUUCAAUGUGGUCUUUGGCAAGACCCUCAGCCGCAAUUUUCAAAUCCGCGAUAUGAUCACGUACCUGUUAACCGAUUUUCUGGGAACUACAUGGGUGCAAGAUCGUUUGGUCCUAGUGGUGUAGGAAAUAAUUUUAAUGGAUCAUCAUGGAAUUCAUAUGGCGCACCAACUUUUGGUGGGUAUCCAUAUCAACAACAACAGUUUACAAACGAUCGGUUUGUGCAGUCUAAUCAAAGACCAUCAAUUAGACCUCAUUGGGGUGUCCGUUACUAAUUUUUAGUUGCAUAACUUACUUUUACAAAGCGGUUUUAACUGUAUUUAAGUGUUUUCAAGUUAGAUCCAUCUUUACUACGUUUUACUUAUUUGUGAUUAUUUUGAAUUCAUUUAUAUAUUUGUUACAUCAAUAUUCCGUUCUAUGUAAUCUAUAAAAUGUGUUUCUUGUUGACUUCUUUUCCAUUGACUAGCUUCAUUGUUUUGGGGUUUGAACCUUUGUUUUCAUGCACCGUUAUGUUGUUACUAUUUUGGUUGCAAUGAUAAAGUCGUUCUAACUUCUCUAUUUAUAUCUUUGACCCAUUACUUAGGAACAAAAAACUAGGAUUCGCUCUUCCAUGUUCAUUUUACUUAUGAAAAUUCGUUCCAUGUUUCAUAAUAACAAUUCAUUUCACAUAACAUAUCAGUUUGAUUAAUAUAAUGUCUAAAGAAUU
Molecule: messenger RNA, 4853 nt
Organism: Schistosoma guineensis
Lineage: Eukaryota; Metazoa; Platyhelminthes; Trematoda; Strigeidida; Schistosomatidae
Source: the annotation of a GenBank genome assembly